Messenger RNA from Onychostoma macrolepis, 6411 nucleotides. RefSeq names its product C-type lectin domain containing 16A (gene clec16a). The record is from RefSeq and is a predicted model, not a curated record. Gene Ontology annotation, biological process: regulation of autophagosome maturation; endosomal transport; endosome to lysosome transport. Lineage: Eukaryota; Metazoa; Chordata; Actinopteri; Cypriniformes; Cyprinidae. Bases 2280 to 4880 code for a protein of 866 amino acids. The transcript is spliced from 19 exons. Gene Ontology annotation, cellular component: endolysosome membrane; late endosome.
AGAGCCCUGACUCAGCUGCUGCUGCCGCCCGAUCCUCCUCUCUUCUGUCAAUUGCUCUGUCAUGCCUCUGAUGCAUGGGCAUGCUGACGCUGCUCUCUGCCAUCUGUGAGUAACACACACUUACAUUCAGUGAUCGCUGCUGACUCCACACGCAUGCACGGGCACACUGGGGUUUCACUUGGGUAUGGUCACGUGCUGAAGACUGAAGGGCUUUCACUGAUCUGUUUCUCUGGCUUGAGCUUGUGUGUAAAUCCUUCUUCCCUUCUUGAAUAACUGACUUAACCUUUCUUACUAUCUGCUUGGCACAUGCCCUUGAAUUGCGGUCCGUCUUAUUGCUAAUCAGUCGUUCCCUACGGAGAUCGUUAAUCGUUGAAGUCAAACUGCCAUCGGUGCAUGUUUUGGACGUUAAUGUGCAUUCGGUGUCCCUAAAUAAUAUUUGGAGAUGCAAACAACACUUAAAAGUUUUUAAAUGUCAUUGCAUUGAAUAAACAAACUUUUACAAGUCUUUUUUUUUAAUACAAGCCAGUUGGUGUAAUAUUUUAUAGGGAUGCUCCUACAUGGAUAAUAUGUCUACGUAUAAAAAUUCAAUUAAUAAUAUUUUCAAUAACCGAUAUGAUUAGAUAUCAAUCUACAUUUUGUCAGACUGAUUACAAAAAAAGUAGUCAUGUUAAAAGUUCAGAUCUCUAUGUUCUUCAGAUGACACCAAAAACCAUGUGCAGUGGGACACUUCAUCAUUUAACUAAUACAGGCUUGUUAUGGAUCAUUAGAACAUUAGAUUAUUACAACAAUACAGUACAAAUUUUAUUUCUGUAGCACAUUUAAAGUGCUUUCCAGCAUAAAGGCAAUAGACAGUUACAUACAUUCACCCAAACGCAAAAAAAAAAAAAAAACAUUGUUUACUUUUGUCAAUUUUAAAAGGAAAAUAUAACUUCUAAAAUAAUGAUAAAAAUAAGAAAGUGUCUUAAUCUUGAAGUAACAUCCAAACUAUCUAUUUUAUUUUAUAUUAUUUUGAAUAAUAUGUAGGCCAAAUAGAAAUAAUGUGGUCACCCAUGAUCACUUUAUUGUCUUAAAUGUCAGCCUGAUUUUUAUUUAUUGGAUCAAUAACCAUAACAUGAAAAACUCAUGUCUGAGUCCGCUGAAACCUUCAUGACUGCAGUGCACCAUGUGUCUUCAAGAUUUUAUGUGAUGCAAUAACAUUCAUACAUUUUUAAGUGUUGCUUAAAUGUACUAUCUGUGGCUUUCUUGAUAUACGCACUACCAGCACAAACGGGAACUUAACUGUCAAUUUCGUUACCGCCCCUUUUUGGGGGAAAACAAACAAGACUUCCCAUAGGCUUCAAUACAAAAUAGCGGCAAAAAGCAAAGUCCAUACACAGUCGACAGACGUGAAUAACUUAAGUAAGCACUAGGAUUAAUCAUGUCAAGUAAUUAUAUGUCCACCCUGCCUGCCAUAGAGCGUGAAAGAUACAUCCAUAAACUUAAUUUGGUCAAUUUAAAAACUCAUUAUCCCAGCGUCAAAUUGGUGUAACAACCCCACCCAGUGGCCAGAGGUGUCUUGCCGGACAUUUACUCAUACCUAAUCUAAUCACCAGGUAAACCAGUGAAUGAUUUUACUUCAUUUGAAAGUAAACAUCUUUAAAUGUAUAUAUUAUGUCCUUAUAUUUAGAGUACUGAGUGCACUUUCUGUCCAGCUAUACAACUAGCCUGGCUUCGCUUUCGAUAGCAUCAUCCGUAAUACAUAAUAUUUCCAUAACAGCAAGAUAUGGAUGAUGGUGGCAGGUAGCCUGGGCUAAAUUUGGGUUUUUACAAACAUUAUUGGUGCACCCAACCACACAACAACUCUUUGGCAUGUUGUAAGGUUAGUCCACUUCCUCGAUCCGAUGCUGUAUGGCGGUUUGUUUUCCCCCAAAAGUGGGCGUGAACCUGUUCAGAGACAUUCUAUGACGUUGCGCCGGUUGUGAGUAUGGCAGAUCACAUGGCUAAUUCCAAUAUAAAUGCACUGAAUUAACUGCAAAAAUGCAGUUAAAAUCCCUGAUUAUCAGAAAAAGUAGUUGGGUGGUAUGCUUUGCUUUUUAGCAUGUCCUGGCAGCUUCAUGGAUCUGGUCGAUAUGUCUGGUGUUUUUAGGCUGUUCUUGGUUCCAGAUGCUCUUUUGUGCAGGUUAGGUACCAGCCACUAGGUGGUGUGAUGGUUUCAUCUUUUAGCUUCUAGGGCCCAGAGCUCCACUAGCUCAGUCCCUUCAUCCUGUUUAACCCUUUGUCUGUUCUUCCCCUCUCCCUCUAUGGUGACUCCUGUGUGCCUUAUUCCAGUGUCAUUGGACAACCAGCACAUGCUACACUACAUCCGGGACAAAACAGCCGUGCCAUAUUUCUCCAAUUUGGUCUGGUUCAUAGGCAGCCAUGUCAUCGAGCUGGACAAGUGUGUGCAGACUGAUGAAGAACAUAAAAACAGAGGAAAACUCAGCGAUCUGGUAGCUGAGCACCUGGACCAUCUUCACUAUCUGAACGACAUCCUCAUCAUCAACUGUGAAUUUCUCAAUGACGUGCUGACCGACCACCUGCUCAACCGCCUCUUCCUUCCCCUAUACGUGUACUCUCUGGUCAGUCAAGAGCAGUCUGAAGAGCGCAAGAUCAACCCUCAGGUGUCUCUCUACCUGCUGUCACAGGUGUUCCUAAUCAUCCACUACCAGCCGCUUGUCCACUCCCUGGCUGAUGUUGUUCUGAACGGAGACCUGUCAGUGUUCACCCUGCAGCCUGAACAGAGCGCUCACAAGAGUUCAAGCAAUGCUGGUGUUCGUCGCUUCACCAAGCCUCUAGAAAGUCUGGAACGCUCCCUGGAGAUGAGUCGUCACCGUGGGAGGAAGAGAACCCAGAAAAGACCCAACUAUAAGAACGUGGGCGAGGAAGAGGAGGAAGAGCGGGGAUCAGAGGAAGGCCCGGAAGAAGAGAAGGAAAAGGCUAAAGGUACAGAGGCUAGUUCAAAGGCCAGCAGGACAAGUGGGGACAAGGAAGAAAUUGAGAUGGUGGUGAUGGAAAAAUGUAGGAUCUCUGAAGUGUCCUCGUUGACGGAACAGAACAUUACAGAUGAGGAGAAGAGCGCGGCUGCGGCACGAUCUGAAGGACAGAAGAGCAGGCCCUUCCUGGACAUGUUGUAUAACGCAAUGGACUGUGACACAGAGGAUUACCAGGCUCUGUUUGUGCUUUGUCUCCUGUAUGCCGUGUCUCACAGUAAAGGUAUAAACCCGGAGCUCUUAGAGAGGAUCCAGCUACCUGUGCCAAAUCAAGAAAGGAGCUCUUACAGUCAGGUGUUGGUGGAAAGAGUAAUCCGAAUCAUGAGCCAGGCUGCUCAGCCAGAUGGAAAGGUGCGUCUUGCCACCUUGGAGUUAAGCUGUCUGCUUCUGAAACAGUCUGUGCUGUCGGGCUCUCAAUGCAUUAUAAAGGACAUUCAUUUAGCUUGUUUGGAGGGUGCCCGAGAAGAGAGUCUUCACCUUCUGAGGCGGUUUUAUAAGGGGGAGGAGAUUUUCCUGGACAUGUUUGAGGAUGAAUAUAGGAGCAUGAUGAAUAAGCCCCUAAACGUGGAAUAUCUUAUGAUGGAUGCAUCCAUUUUACUUCCUCCCACUGGAACCCCCCUUACCGGCAUUGAUUUUGUGAAGCGAUUGCCCUGUGGAGAUGUCGAGAGGACACGCAGGGCUAUCCGUGUGUUCUUCAUGCUGCGCUCGCUGUCCCUACAGCUGCAGGGAGAACCAGAAACUCAACUUCCUCUCACCCGACCAGAAGAUCUCAUCAAGACCGAUGAUGUGCUUGACCUCAAUAACAGUGAUCUUAUUGCUUGCAUGGUGGUGAGUAAAGACGGGGUUCAAGCUCAGCGCUUCCUGGCUGUGGAUGUGUACCAGAUGAGUCUUGUGGAACCGGAUUCAAAACGUCUCGGCUGGGGUGUUGUCAAGUUUGCUGGCCUUUUACAGGACAUGCAGGUUUCAGGUGUAGAAGAUGACAGCAGGGCUCUGAACAUCAUCAUACACAAGCCCACGUCUAACCCUCAUGCCAAGCCUGUGCCCAUCCUGCAGGCUAAUUUCAUUUUUGCAGACCAUAUUCGCUGCAUCAUCGCCAAACAGCGACUAGCCAAGGGCCGCAUCCAGGCCAGACGCAUGAAAAUGCAGCGGAUAGCAGCUCUAUUGGACCUUCCUGUUCAGCCUUCCACAGAGGUGCUGGGCUUCAGCCAACCAUCUGUUGCUUCAUCUCUGCCUUUUCGCUUCUAUGACCAGUCUAGACGCGGCCCAGCCUUCGCCUCUGUAGAUAAAGUUCCAGGUUUUGCAGUUGCUCACAUUGCUCAGCACAACCCCUCAUCAGCCUCCUCCACCUCACUCCCUUCUAGUGGCUCCACCGGCCCUGCUGACUCUGUCACAGCUAGCAGCACAUCCACACACACCGUCAUACAGAGUCAAACAGGACUCGCCCUGGCACCUAGCCUCACCCCUGCACCGCAACCCACCAUCUCCCUCCUGUCUGACAAUGAUGCCGAAACGCUGAGCGUGGACUCCCUGACCCUGUUGCCCCCCGCCGACCCGCCUCGCCUGCGCUCCUUCAGCACCCAGUCCUCCGUCCAGGAUGACGUCUGUGCAGACGGAGAAGAGACGGCGGUCGCCGGCCGAAAGGAAGACUACAACACGGGGGCGAGGGAUGCACAGUCUCAAGACGACAGGGAGGAUAUUUCAAUUAUUCCAGAGGAAGAUGAGCCAUCUUCUGAGUCUGGGCCGUUGCUUAAUGCAGAAACUGAGGAUUUGAUGCAAAUUCAGAGGGAGGAACCUGUGACUCAGCUCGAGACAGACUCUAUGGGCGACCAAGAGGACAACCCAGACCUGGAGGAGGAAACCACGAUAGACUGAUACAGCUAAACUAAAAUGUACCAAGAAAAUUAGGGCCAGGUUACUAAAGCAAGAACGCAUGUUAAUGUUGAUUACUCAAUGUGAGCAUGACCGAUUCUGGUUUUGCGCAAGCUACUUAAGCUAGUCGGCACAUGCUUUCAGCUUUAGUGAUUCAGGCCCUCAGUUGUAUCCAUGUGUAUUUGCUGGCCGUGUCAACACAGCGGUUACCAGUACUUUUCCUUAUAUCAAGACCAUGAUGCAUUUCAGAGGAAAACAGCACUCUUAGAACAAUGACAUUAUUGUUUGUCACGAGUGAGUGCUGCUUAAAGCACAGUCUUUUUUCUGUGUUGUGUGCGAGUUGAUCCAGCUGUUUCUCUGCAUGUGUGACUGUUUUGUGAUUGUGUGCGACUGCGACUGGGAGUGUGUGCACGAAUGGUUUUAUGAUACCGAGCAGAUGGAGAGGAGAGGGCGUGUUUGUAUAAAUCUGUAUCUGAGUGGGUUAGUGGGGAAAGCCCGCUUGAUUUUACCAGUCUUAACACUGAAGAAUGUACAAAGACUUCUGGGUCUAUCCAGCGGUGCUCUUUUCUGAAGGUAUAUUUAGUUUUGGCUGAACAUUCGUUUUCACUUCAUCGUUUUGAAAAAAAAGCCCUUUUGUGUCAUUCUUUGGAGAUUGUAAGGAACCGAUAUGAGCUUGAAGUAACCCGUUUUAAUUCGGCGCAGCAUUUAAGAUCAUUCAACCCAUGAACUCUUGCACCAUCAAGCCUUUUUGUACCAAAUCCGCUGACUCGCUUAUAUCAGUCACGUUAUUUCAUCAGGUGAACAAACCUGAUGUCAUAGAGUUUCAUUCCUAAGCGUUUGUCACUGCCGUACGUGCAUUUUUUCUUCUUUUUUUUUCUUUCUAAAACACUUUGAAAUCUGGAUGAAUUUACCUGUUUCCGUUCAUGUAGUUACUGCUUUAAGUACCACUUAAGUGGUCUCUUCCCUUUUUAAAGCUGAGGCAACUUAUCUGUAUUUUUAGGUGCGUUUUAAUGUUCUUUAACACUUAAUAUUCUAGAGGUCAUCAAGAGCUUGUGCUGGACACACGUAAUCAAAGCUGGGUGUGAUGUAUUUGUGGUUUCGUUUUACUUUGGUGUGCAAUAACAGUAAUUCAAGACUCGUUUAUUUCACUUACAGAUUCAAGUAGUUGGACUACCAUCACUAAUGGACUGAAAUGGAAAAUUAAUUUUCGGUUUAUAGACUGCAGCACAUAGAAGGGAUCCACACACUCUUGCGGUGUGACACAGAUGCAAAUGUGUGGCAACCGUGACUGGACGCUUUUCUUUCCAAAGAAAAGCACUCCUACUUAAGCUUUAUCGGCAGAGUUUGUAAAAUAUUACCUUUAAAGCAAUACAAUUAAUUCUGCGUAUAUCAGUAUUUUGAGUUAAGUUCAUUGUCGAGAAGGGGGGCAUCAUAGUUUGUACACAGUGUAAAGAUUUGUUUUGAUCUAAUGUUAUAAUUAAUUUACCAACUGGAGCUAUCAAAGUCAUGCAAUAAAUUAUUCUGAUGUACAUUU